This is a messenger RNA of Metopolophium dirhodum (rose-grain aphid), 1573 nucleotides long. RefSeq names its product eukaryotic initiation factor 4A-like. Gene Ontology annotation, biological process: cytoplasmic translational initiation. Gene Ontology annotation, cellular component: cytoplasmic stress granule. Gene Ontology annotation, molecular function: ATP binding; translation initiation factor activity; RNA helicase activity. The record is from RefSeq and is a predicted model, not a curated record. Bases 163 to 1380 code for a protein of 405 amino acids. Lineage: Eukaryota; Metazoa; Arthropoda; Insecta; Hemiptera; Aphididae. The transcript has 4 exons.
UAUUAUUACUCUAUGUGGCAAAUCACGCAUGUAGGUACUUUAAGUUUUUUAUACAUCGUAACAUUUAUUGUUGAAUUGUCAAAAAUCGGUUCUCUUCAGACACAUUUCUUCGUUUUGCGACUAUAAUCGUGUAUACAGCAUCUACCCAUAAUAUUUUAAAUAAUGAAUGCUAAUAAGUCAAAACAUGGACUGUCUAGUGAAGCCAAUGACUCGGAACCACGCAGCAUGGAUGUCGGUGGAACUAUUGAGUCUGACUGGAAAGAAGUGGAUGACAACUUCAAUGAGCUGAAUUUAAAAAAAGAAUUAAUGCAUGGUAUUUCCAUUUAUGGUUUGGAAAAACUAUUACCUAUUCAACAGCGUGCUAUUUUGCCAUGCAUCAAAGGACAAGAUGUCAUUGUUCAGGCCCAAUCUGGUACUGGCAAAAUUACUUUUUCAAUUUCAAUUCUCCAACUAAUUGACACAAGUUUAAAUGAGUGUCAAGCUCUCAUUUUGGCACCAACGUGUGAAUUGGCUCAACAAAUUCAAAACGUGAUUAUUGCUUUGGGCAACUUCAUGAAAGCCGAUUGUCAUGCUUGCAUUGCCAAAACAGACGUUUAUGAUAACAUGCAUAACAAGCUGAAUACUGUAUCCCAUGUAGUGGUUGGCACUCCUGACCAUGUUUAUGACAUGAUUGUUAGAAAAUCACUACUAACUCAAUUUAUCAAGAUAUUUGUGUUGGACGAAGCUGAUGAAAUAUUGUCUCAAGGUUUCAAAGAUCAAAUUACAAAGGUGUUCAAUUGCCUUGAAGAAAAUAUUCAGGUUAUUCUAUGGUCUGCUACAAUGUCUGAGGAUGUUUUGAAUGUGAACACGCACUUCAUGCGUAAUCCAGUACUCAUUCAUGGGCAGAAAGGUAAGGAUAACAUCAAAGACAGCUGCAAUGUACCAACAGCUGUUACUACAAGCGAUGACAUGGUAAACCAUAAGAAACUAGCAGAGUUUGUCAAAGAAGUAUUAGACUGUGACCUACAUAAAGAUAUGAUGGAAUUACGUUCAUUACGUCCAUUACGUUCAUCGAUUAAAUCCAAACAGUCAGUUGAAAAUCCUAAACAAAAGUUUCAAGACAUUAUCAUAGACAAAUUUGCUUUAAUCAACAUCAUCAAAUCACGUUAUGCAAGACAAAUGGAAAAUUUAUCAGUUUGUGAACAACAUCAAGACUUUUGGUUUAGAAAAUACAAAAAAUUAAUAAACCAUGUAAAUACCACUAGGGACAAAUUAAAACGUCUGAAUAGGGACCCUAAACCUAACCUUGCUGUUAAACAUGUUAGAAAUGUUGGAAUAAACGCGUGUCCAACAACAAUACUCAAAGAAACAGCAAUACUCAACAAAAAAACAAUAUUAUAGUGUUCACCACAAGUACCACCCUUUCAAAAAUUUUUUUUUUUAUAUUCGUAUUGCUCUAUAGACUAUGAAUAAGGUAUUUGAUUUUCCUAUAAAACUUAAAUUGUAUAACAAAGUCAUCGCUUAUAAAUAAAUAUUUUUUAUACUUUGCUUAUGAAUUGUUUUUGAAUAAAAUUAUAAUAAGUAAUAUCUUAUA